AUGUGUACUGAAGCCUAUUUGAGAGAAACAGGGAAAGCUGGCUCCAAAUCUACCACGUAUUUUUUCCUGAAGAAUGUGUCUUUUCUGGACAUAUGUUAUACCUCUGUCACUAUCCCCAAAGCCCUGAUGACCUCACUCAUGCAUUCUAGGGUCAUUUACUACCUGGAGUGUUUAGUUCAGCUUCAUAGGUUUUUUACAUUUGGUUCUACUGAAUGCUUUCUGCUCACAUCCAUGGUCUAUGACCAGUGUUUGGCCACUUACAUGUCCCUGUUCUAUGCAUCCAAGGUGAGUCAAAGACUUUGUGCUGAAUUGGUAAUCAUGGCUUGGGUGGCUGGGGCCAUAUACUCAGCCCUCCACACCCACAAAACCUUCUACUUCCCCUUCUGUGGGCACAAUGUUGUUGAAUAUUUCUUCUGUGACAUUCUUCUGUUCAUGAGACUUUCCUGCACCAAUAUCCACACCAAUGAGGAAGUAGGUUUUGCCAUUAGUAGCAGUGUCAUCAUGAGUUAUUUUGCCCUCACAGUCCACUCCUAUGUCUUCAUCUCCACAAUUGCUCUCCUAUGCCUUCAUCAUCUCCACAAUUGCUCAGAUACCUUAUGUGGAUGA
Molecule: messenger RNA, 606 nt
Organism: Choloepus didactylus (southern two-toed sloth)
Lineage: Eukaryota; Metazoa; Chordata; Mammalia; Pilosa; Megalonychidae
Product: olfactory receptor 6F1-like
Exons: 2
Coding region: 1-606 (201 amino acids)
Biological process (GO): G protein-coupled receptor signaling pathway
Cellular component (GO): membrane
Molecular function (GO): olfactory receptor activity
Source: RefSeq, a predicted model, not a curated record